AUGACGAGGCAAAGCUCAACACCGCCUGGAAAUUGGCCGCAAGGCUUCUCAAAUAACGGUUUAGGAUUUCCCGAAUCUUCCACAGGCUCUCCCCCUUCUCAUCGUCGCGGCUCACCUGCAGGGCUGCUCCGCAACCUCACCUCGCGCUCCGACCUGCUUCAAAAGAUCUCCCCAUUCAAAGAGAAAAUGGAACCAGCGUUGCGUCAAGCGCUUGAACAUCUUCAGCUGCCCGACCUAGACGCGCUCGAGCAAAGUGUCAUUAGGAAGGACGCGUUUCUCCAACCGUGGGCGGAGUUCCGCGACAGCUUCAUGUUUCUCCAGGCUAACGGCAUAACGCGCAUCUCAUCGCCGCGUCAGAUACAGCGGAAGGAUCUGUUAUACUUCUACACAUUCUUCAACGAGGGCAAACUGCGCUACGAUCCCCGUGCCGACCCCGAAGACGAGCUCUACACGCCCGACCCCAGGCUGCACUACGUUAUCGACAAGUCGUCCUGGGACGUAGUAGAGUAUGAGAAGUUACUCUAUGUUUGGCUUCUUCAGGCAUUUCAAGUUGGCAAGGCCAAGAACCCGUACGGAAUCAUGUACUUCGAGAAUCGGAAUAUCUGCACGGCUUGGGAGCAGGUUUUUGUGCCGAUCGUCAAGAUGGUUCGAAGUCAGUACGAUGUGAGGGGUCGAUACCACUACGGAAGGUUGGCCAAACUCAUCGAAGAGAUACGCCCCAGUCGCUUGGCGUUUCCUGAAGGGAAUGUCACCUAUGGCAUGGAUGUCAUUGUCCACAGAAGUGUGCCUUCAAACCCUGUCCGUGCGCCCUCCACGGAGAUACAUCCAGUUACUGGAUUCCUCAAGUACAAGAAGGCAAAGUGGGAGGACGACGAGAAAGAAUUGCGCGAGGUGUAUCCGCAAUACGGACAUGUUGUUGAGCGUCCGAAACCGAAAUGGUCCUUCAGUGACUGGAUCCAAGAACAGAGGGCCCAGAGAACCGCUCUACAGCGCGCCAAAGCUCUUACCCAGCUGGAGGGAGGCAUAGUGAGCCCGUAUCCCUCCACUCCCAGUGCGGCUGAGAGCAUGAACGAUGACUUCAUUACCGGACAUCCGUACGAGAAGAAGCUACGUGAGGCGCGUGAGGUGGAGCGCAAGAAGCGAGAAUCUCCAUUACUGAUACACAUGCAUACGCUGCGGAAGCGCGACAAUGAACAGUCGAGCCGUCCCGGAAGUGCCUUGCCAUCGCCCCGUUUGAUUCCCGAGCGCCAGGGUUCGAAUGGUAUAUCUUCUGCUAUUCGGACGCCGAACCCAUUCACGGAAGAUUCAGAAAACCUGAGACUGGAGGGCGUUGCUGCAAAAGCCAAGCUUAAUCUUCCAGAGAGAGUACUACCUCGACAACGGACGAAGCCUGACGACAUCCAGACCGGUAGCCCGAAAUCUAAGGUUCGCAAGCCAAGUUAUGAAGGGACAGGAUACGGAUCGCCGCUACUCUCCACGGCAACAGAGGCAAAAUUCUCGGAGAAAGUGAAGCCGUCGCGCAUUCCGAGCCCAAUUGAGAUUCGACCGAGUGAGUCGACGGGGACCCGAAAGUACCACCCCAUUAUGGAAAGGGUUAUGGAACUUGCCACAACGAUGCCGACUACAUAUGAAUCGCCGCCGCCUGUUCCCUCCAAGAAUCCGGAGCGCUACAUGUCUGUACGCUCGCAGGGUAGACAACUUGCAGAAUACCGUACCAACAACCUCGGUCCGCGUAUUGUAUCUAAGGAGAAUAUCCGAGCCGCUCUGAAUCUGACAAUGGACGACGAGCCUCUGGACACGAGCUAUCCGUCUUCUCCGGUGUCUCCCACUGAUAGGAGUAUCUUCCCCGGGGUAGGCGGUCGUAAUCUGAAAACAGGCGAGGCUCCCAAAGUCCAGACGUUCAACACCCACAUGUUUCCACGGUCCGCUGGCAAGGAUGGGCAUCGAAAGAUCGCUUAG
Westerdykella ornata is the source of this 1959-nucleotide messenger RNA. RefSeq lists its product as uncharacterized. Lineage: Eukaryota; Fungi; Ascomycota; Dothideomycetes; Pleosporales; Sporormiaceae. The transcript is spliced from 4 exons. The record is from RefSeq and is a predicted model, not a curated record. The coding region runs from base 1 to 1959 and encodes 652 amino acids.